Messenger RNA from Clonostachys solani, 1381 nucleotides. NCBI's taxonomy places the organism in Eukaryota, Fungi, Ascomycota, Sordariomycetes, Hypocreales, Bionectriaceae. The record is from the annotation of a GenBank genome assembly.
AUGGCAGAAUUCAACGUCUCCAGAACACAGUCUCUUUUGCCUCUUACGCUCUACACGCUAGGCAUAGCUAUUGGUCCUCUAUUUAUCGCCCCGUUCUCCGAAGUUUUUGGCCGAAAGUGGAUUUAUGUUGCCACCAGUACCUGCCAUCUGGCUUUCAUAGGCGGGGCUUCUGCAGCGCGAAGUUUCUCUACCCUCAUGGCAUGUCGCUUUCUUGCCGGAACUCUCGGGUCGGCUGGGGUUGCUAUCGGAGCAGGCACCAUCGCCGACAUCUGGCAAUUGGAUAAGACAGGCGCAGAUGCGUCGCUGCUGUUCAUUCUAGCCCCAUUUCUAGGGCCGACAUUAGGCCCUCUCGCUGGGGCUUACGUAUUGGAUGAUAGAAAUUAUGAUUGGCGAUGGACACAAUACCUUUUGCUCAUUAUAGGCGCCCCUAUUUGGGUUGCUUGCUUGCUUAUGAAGGAGACGUCGAAGUCGCGGAUUUUGCAGCAUGAAUCCAAGACUGAAGCGGCUGUCGAUAUACGAACACUUGGCGACAUUAUAAGGCGUGCCCUCAUACGCCCAACCAAAAUGCUCCUCACCGAACCUGUUGUCUUUUCAUUGGCUAUAUAUGCAGCGUUUGUAUAUGCGAUGAUAUUCAGCUAUUUUGCGAGUGCCUCAUAUGUUCUGCAAGUUUACUACAAUUUCAAUCUGCAGGAAGUUGGGCUGUCUUUCAUUAGUGUCAUCAUCGGCUAUCUGUUGGGGAUCGCCGUAUACAUGGGUUUUGACCACACAUUACAUGAUCGAGCACGCAAGGCAAGCCCCAACGGUGUGGCGGACCCGGAACACCGGCUAUACGCUGCGUUUGUCGGAAGCAUUUGUUUGCCGGUGGGACUUUUCUGGUAAGCUUUUAAAAAAAGGCAAGAUCUUUCGUCUUUACAUCCUAAAAAGUUUACAGGUAUGCCUGGGAGGCACAUGAUGGUGGACGCUGGGCAGCCCUUGUCGCAGCCGGAAUCCCCUUUGGGAUAGGUUCAUUCUCAUUGUUUGUAAGUUACAUCGACCUUAUGACCGAGUUCAUACUGAGAUAGGUGGGUAGUUGUCUAUAAUAACCUACACGGUAGAUUUCUAUGGUGCUAGAGGUGCUGCUUCAGGUAAGUCUACCUUUCUAAGCAACUUACUUCACUUCAUUUGGCUGACCUCUGCAGCUCUUGCGGCAAACGGCAUUAUACGAUACACGUUAGGUGCAGUGUUUCCCCUCUUCACCAUUCAAAUGUUUGAGAAGCUUGGGGUCAACUGGGCUGGCAGUGUUUUUGCUUUCCUUUGUCUUCCACUUCUACCGAUCCCUUGGCUUCUCUUUCGAUACGGCAGCCGGUUGAGGCAGGGAAGCAAAUUCGUCAACUCAUUUUGA